AUGUCGGCGGCCAAGGAGAACCCGUGCAGGAAAUUCCAGGCCAACAUCUUCAACAAGAGCAAGUGUCAGAACUGCUUCAAGCCCCGCGAGUCGCAUCUGCUCAACGACGAGGACCUGACGCAGGCAAAGCCCAUUUACGGCGGCUGGCUGCUCCUGGCUCCAGAUGGGACGGACUUCGAUAACCCAGUGCACCGGUCUCGGAAAUGGCAGCGCCGGUUCUUCAUCCUCUACGAGCACGGCCUCUUGCGCUACGCCCUGGACGAGAUGCCCACAACCCUCCCACAGGGCACCAUCAACAUGAACCAGUGCACGGACGUGGUGGAUGGGGAGGGCCGGACAGGCCAGAAGUUCUCCCUGUGCAUUCUGACCCCUGAGAAGGAGCACUUCAUCCGGGCUGAGACCAAGGAGAUCAUCAGUGGAUGGCUGGAGAUGCUCACAGUCUAUCCCAGGACCAACAAGCAGAACCAGAAGAAGAAGCGGAAGGUGGAGCCCCCCACACCACAGGAGCCAGGGCCGGCCAAGAUGGCUGUCACCAGCAGCAGCAGCAGCAUCCCCAGUGCUGAGAAAGUCCCCACCACCAAGUCCACACUCUGGCAGGAAGAAAUGAGGGCCAAGGACCAGCCAGAUGGGAGCAGCCCGAGUCCAGCUCAGAGUCCCAGCCAGGGCCAGCCUCCUGUGUCAAGCACCCUGAGGGAGCCAGGGCUUGAGGGCAGAGAUGAGGAGAGCACCACAAGUGGUGACCGCGUGGACUGUGGCCGCAAAGUCCGGGUGGAGAGCGGCUACUUCUCCCUGGAGAAGACCAAGCAGGACGUUAAGGCCGAGGAGCAGCAGCUGCCCCCACCGCUCUCCCCGCCCAGCCCGGGUGCCCCCACCAACAGGUACAGCGACUCCAGCCCACCCUCCUGCGAGCCUGGCCAUCCCCUUCCUCCCCCAGGUCCUCAGCCCCCUGCCCGAACCGUCUGCAGCAGCUCCUUGAACUCCUUGGAUGUGGCCAGCCAUCCCCCUGCCCACGUGGACUCCGGCAGUGCUGGGGGGUGGGGAGCAGAGAGACUGGGGCGUGCCUAUGCCUUUAAAGCCAGCAGGCAGUAUGCCACCCUGGCCGACGUCCCUAAGGCCAUCAGGAUCAGCCACCGAGAAGCCUUCCAGGUGGAGAGAAGGCGGCUGGAGCGCAGGACUCGGGCCCGGAGCCCUGGCAGGGAAGAGGUGGCCCGUCUGUUUGGCAACGAGCGGAGGAGGUCCCAGGUAAUAGAGAAGUUUGAGGCCCUGGACACAGAGAAGGCAGAGCACAUGGAGACCAACAUGUCCGCCGGGCCCUCAGCCUCAAGUGACACUCGACAAGGCCGCAGCGAGAAGAGGGCGUUUCCUAGGAAGCGGGACCUCCCCAGCGAAGCUCCUCUCCCAGACGCCUCGGCCUCCCCCCUGUCUCCACACCGAAGAGCCAAGUCACUGGACAGGAGGUCCACGGAGUCCUCCCUGACGCCCGACCUGCUGAAUUUCAAAAAAGGCUGGCUGACCAAGCAGUAUGAGGAUGGCCAGUGGAAGAAGCACUGGUUUGUCCUUGCUGAUCAAAGCCUGAGGUUCUACAGGGACUCUGUGGCUGAGGAGGCAGCCGACUUGGAUGGGGAAAUCGACUUGUCUACGUGCUGUGAUGUCACAGAGUACCCAGUGCAGAGAAACUAUGGCUUCCAGAUUCAUACGAAGGAGGGCGCCUUCACCCUCUCUGCCAUGACAUCUGGAAUCCGGAGGAACUGGAUCCAGACCAUCAUGAAGCAUGUCCACCCGACCUCUGCCCCGGACGUGACGAGCUCACUGCCACAGGUGAAGGCCCGGAGCGGCUCCCCCUCGGAGACAAGGCCACUGGAGAAGCAGGACGGGGAGCUUGGGGAGCCCGACCCUGAGCAGAAGAGGAGCCGGGCGCGUGAGCGCAGGCGUGAGGGCCGCUCCAAGACCUUCGACUGGGCCGAGUUCCGCCCUAUCCAGCAGGCCUUGGCCCAGGAGAGGGCUGGUGGCUCUCGGGCCGAGGUGGAACCCGGGGAGCUGGAGCGGGAGCGCGCACGACGGCGGGAGGAGCGGCGCAAGCGCUUUGGGACGCCGGAUGUGGAGGGGCCCAGUGCAGAGGAUGCGGCCCUGCGCAUGGAGGUCGACCGGGGCCUGGGGCCGCCCACAGCUGCUGAGCUCAGGACCCAGAAUGUGCAUGUGGAGAUCGAGCAGCGCUGGCAUCAGGUGGAAACCACUCCCCUCCGGGAGGAGAAGCAAGUGCCCAUCGCCCCCCUGCACCUGUCCUCUGAGGAUGGCAGCGACCGACUCUCCACACCCGAGCUGACCUCUCUGCUGGAGAAGGAGUUGGAGCAGAGCCAGAAGGAGGCCUCAGACCUUCUGGAACAGAACCGACUGCUGCAGGACCAGCUGAGGGUGGCUCUGGGCCGGGAGCAGAGCGCCCGGGAGGGCUACGUGUUGCAGACCGAAGUGGCUACCUCCCCGUCUGGCACCUGGCAGAGGCUCCACAGAGUCAACCAGGAUCUGCACGGCGAGCUGGAGGCCCAGUGCCAGCGCCAGGAGCUCAUCACACGGCAGAUUCAGGCCCUGAAGCGCAGCUACGGGGAGGCCAAGGAUGCGAUCUGGCACCACGAGGCCGAGAUCCGGAGCCUCCAGGCGCGGCUGGGCAACACCGCCGCCGAGCUUGCCAUCAAGGAGCAGGCUCUGGCCAAGCUCCAGGGCGAGCUGAGGCUGGAGAAGGACAAGGUGCGUGAGCAGCUGGAGGAGCGGCAGCACAGUGAGGCCGCUCUCAAUGCCCAGCUGCGCGCCAGCGAGCGGAAGCUGCAGAGCGCAGAGGCCCUGCUGCUGGGCAGGACGCAGGAGCUGCGGGACCUGGAGCGGCAGCAGGCGCUGCAGCGGGACCGGCACAAGGAGGUACAGCAGUUGCAAGAGCGCAUUGCCGACCUCAGCCAGCAGCUGGGCGCCAGUGAGCGGGCCCAGAGGCUGAUGGAGGAGAAACUGCAGAGGAACUACGAGCUGCUGCUGGGGAGCUGCGAGCGGGAGAAGCAGGAGCUGCUGCGGAGCCUGGCAGAGGCAGAGGACAGGGCCCGCGCCUUCGAGGGGCGGCUGCAGGAGCACGAGCACCGGGUGGAGGCGCUGCAGGAAGAGAAGCUGAGCACCGGGUCCGAGGGCAGCGAGGCAGUGCAACGGCUGGAACAGCAGCUGGAGAUGAAGGAGGCCAGCAUCCAGAAGCUGGCCGAGCAUGUGCAGAGCCUGCGGGAUGAGCGCGAUCUGACGCAGCAGCGCUUCCAAGAGCUGCUGGGCCGUGUCACCCUGUCCGAUGGGGAUGUGGCUGCACUGCAGGAGAAGCUGAGGGGGAGGGAGGCUGACUACCAGAGCCUAGAGCACUCCUUCAGGAGGGUGGCCGGCCAGCUCCAGGGCGCACACACGCGGCUCCAGGAAAAGGAGGAGGAGCUGCGGCGCCUGCAGGACGCGCACGAGAAGGUGCUAGAGAGGGAGGGGCAGGGCCUGCAGCAGGCUCUGCUGGGGACGUCUGCCCUGGGGAGCAGCCUAGAUGAGGCAGACGGGAAGCUCCAGGCAGAGGGAGAGAUCGAACAGCGACUGGCCACAGAGCCUCUGGAGGAUGCUGAGGACAGCCUUGCUCAUGUGGGCUUGCAAUGCCAGACUGCCGGCAUGCCUCCAGGCCUGCCCUGCUCGGGGCUGGAGGAUGUGGCCCCAGGGGAGGAGCUGGGAGACAGCAGCCCCAGCAGAGAAGAGAGUAUGGUUCUCCUGAGGUCGGAAGUGUCCUCAAAACCUGACCAGGGAGUACCUGGCGUUAAGAGGCAAAGAAUCCGAUUCUCCACAAUCCAGUGUCAGAAGUAUACCCACCCUGACGGGUGUGAGAAGACCGGGGCCAGCAGCGUGUCCUCGGACACCAGUCAGGAGCGCUCACCCUCGGAGGAAAGUAUGUCAUCAGAGGCUACCCCCAGCUCACUUCCCAUGCCUAGCGACCCAGACGCUUACCUGUCCAUCAUCCACUCCCUGGAGACCAAGCUCUAUGUCACCGAGGAGAAGCUCAAAGGUGUGACGGCGAGGCUGGAGAGCCAGCAGGGCCAGAGCCAAGAGGCCCUGCUUGCGUUGCACCAGCAGUGGGCCGGCACCGAGGCGCGGCUCUGCGAGCAGCUCCGAGCCAGCCUGCUCCAGGUCACCGCGCUGGCCGCCCAGCUGGAGCAGGAGAAACAGGCCAGGGCGGAGGCGGUCGAGAGCCAUGUUGGGGAGCUCAACGACUUCCAGGUGAAAAACAGCCAGGCUCUGGCUUGCCUGGAGAGCUGCCGAGAACAGCUGCGGUCCCUGCCAGGGGACGCAGGAGCAGGGCCCUUGGCUGGUCUGGAGAGCCUGCUCGUGGGUGCUGUCCAGGCCCUGCGUCCCCGGCCAGCUUCCACGGGCGAAGCAGUCUUCUCUGAGGAGGAGAAGGCGCCAUCCCAGCAGCUGCCACACAUGCUGACGUUGAGCGAGCAGGAGCAGCUGCAGCUCCUCUCUGAGCAGAUCGCUCUGGAAGCCGCCCUCAUAGACCAGAUUGCAGACUCGCUACGGAACACGACGUUGGACGUGUCGCAGGUCUUCCUGGAGAUGGCUCAGUCAGGACGGUGGCCGCUGGAGUCUGAAAGUGCUGUGGUCUGUCCAGAGGCCCCAGCAGAUGCCUGGGCCAAGAAGGUGCUGGUGGAUGGAGAGUUCUGGAGCCAGGUCGAGUCCCUGAGCCGGCACCUGGAGAUGCUGGGCGGAGAGGCAGCCAGCACCUCAGGAAGCAGGCAGUCGUGUGCCCAGCCAGCCCUGGCCCCUGCCCUGGCGGACGCCACGUGGGUCAGGGCCGAGCUCAGUCUCGCCGCAUGCUCGAUGAGGGAGUCCCUCCACCGCAGGCUCCAGAGCAUCCAGGAGACCCUCCAAGGGACACAGGUGGCCCUGCAGCAGCACAAGUGCAUGCUGCAGGAGGUCCUGGGGGCCUAUCGGACCCCUGCCUUUGAGAGGGUGAUGCAGCAGGUCUCGGAAGCCCUGCAGCUUCCGCUGGGCACCAGAGACGGUGACCAGGUGUCCUGGGCCAGGCGCCCGCUGGUAGAAGCACCAAGUCAUCAGGACCCAGCCGGCUCCCUGGCUUGUCCCUUGUCCAGCCAGAGUUCUGGGGUCUUAGCUGCUAUUCAGGAGGAGCUCGCCCUGCAGCUUAAAGAUAAGGCCAGUCUCCUGGGGGAGAUUUCUGCCUCCCUAACCUCGCUUCCCUCUGUGGAGGCACUCGGGGACUGUCGGAAGCUCCUCCAGGCGUCCCAGCAUCUCUCGCGCCGUGCUUGUCUGGGAGGCCUCGGCCAGUAUUCUUCUUUAUUAGUUCAGGAUGCGAUUCUUCAGGCUCAGGUGUGUUAUGCAGCCUGCAGGAUCCGGCUCGAGUAUGAGAAUGAGCUCCGGGGCUACAAGGAGUCCUGGCUGGGCCAGGGGGCCCCCUACCAGGGGCAUGAGCAGGCCUUGGGGGCCCUGCAGGGGGAGUCCGAGGAGCUUCUCCGCAAGCGGAAGGGCGAGUACUUGGACAUGCUCACCUUCGCCCAAAAGGAGAACGUGGAGCACCAGACAAAGGUCGCCCAGCUGGACCAGCAGCAGAGGCGUCUGGAGUUGGCGCAUGGCGAGCGCCUGGCUGCCCCACCAGAGCGGUUCAAGGAGGAGAUCCACGUGGAGGGCGUGCUGCAGGCUGCAUGUGGCGGGGCCCAGGGCCAGCCUGACGCCGGGGCCAGGGCCGAGCAGGACCUGGGGGGGCGGCCUGUGGAGCAGGUGCAGGCCCUGGAGGCCAGGUUCCAGCUCAAGGUCAGAGAGCUCCAGACCAUCCAUGAAGAGGAGCUGCGGGCCCUGCAGGAGCACUACUCGCAGACCCUGCGGUGCCUGCAGGAAACUCUGGGCCACUACCAGGGCCAGCCCCUCUCCGGCUCACCAGCUGAGGGCGAGGCCGAGUCCGUGGCGGGGCUGAGGGAGCGCAUCCAGGAGCUAGAGGCACAAGUGGACAUCCUGCGGGAGGAGCUGGAGCACAAGGACCCGUUGGACGGCGUGGCCUCGCUGCAGGAGGAGCGCCAGAGGGACUUGGAGAGCCUCAAGGCCACGUGCGAGCGGGGGUUUGCAGCCAUGGAAGAGACACACCAGAAGAAGAUUGAGGACUUGCAGAGGCAGCACCAGCGGGAGCUGGAGAAACUGCGGGAGGAAAAAGACCGCCUCCUGGCUGAGGAGACUGCGGCCACCAUCUCAGCCAUUGAAGCCAUGAAGAACGCCCACCGAGAGGAGAUGGAGCGGGAGCUAGAGAAGAGCCAGCGGUCCCAGAUCAGCAGCGUCAAUGCAGAUGUCGAGGCUCUGCGGCGACAGUACCUGGAGGAGCUGCAGUCUGUGCAACGUGAACUGGAGGUCCUCUCAGAGCAGUACUCGCAGAAGUGCCUGGAGAAUGCCCACCUGGCCCAGGCUCUGGAGGCCGAGCGGCAGGCCCUGCGGCAGUGCCAGCGUGAGAACCAGGAGCUCAACGCCCACAACCAGGAGCUGAACAACCGCCUGGCUGCAGAAAUCUCACGGCUACGGACACUGCUGACUGGGGACGCCGGUGGCGAGGCCGCUGGUUCGCCCCUCACACAGGGCAAGGACGCCUACGAGUUAGAGGUCUUGUUGAGGGUCAAGGAAUCAGAAAUUCAGUACCUGAAACAGGAGAUCAGUUCCCUCAAGGAUGAGUUACAGACGGCAUUGCGGGACAAGAAGUACGCCAGUGACAAGUACAAAGAUAUCUACACAGAACUCAGCAUUGUGAGGGCAAAGGCCGACUGUGACGUCAGCAGGUUGAAGGAGCAGCUGAAAGCCGCCACAGAAGCGCUGGGUGAGAAGUCCCCAGAGAACCCGCCUGUGUCCGGAUACGACAUCAUGAAGUCCAAAAGCAAUCCUGAUUUCCUGAAGACAGACAGGUCCUGUGUCGGCCGGCAGCUCAGAGGCCUCAGGUCCAAGAGUCUGAAGGAAGGCCUGACGGUGCAAGAUCGCCUGAAGCUCUUUGAGUCCCGGGACCUGGAGCGCGACUAG
Rangifer tarandus platyrhynchus (Svalbard reindeer) is the source of this 7056-nucleotide messenger RNA. NCBI's taxonomy places the organism in Eukaryota, Metazoa, Chordata, Mammalia, Artiodactyla, Cervidae. The record is from the annotation of a GenBank genome assembly.